This is a messenger RNA of Symbiodinium sp. CCMP2592, 1788 nucleotides long. NCBI's taxonomy places the organism in Eukaryota, Dinophyceae, Suessiales, Symbiodiniaceae. The record is from the annotation of a GenBank genome assembly.
AUGGUCUCUUUUCCCAAGGAGAAUGGAGCCGACUUUCGGGAGAACGAUGGCAAGGAGAUGAGGGAUCGACCUCCUGAGAAAGUAUUCGCCGCCCUUCAGCGGGACAGAGAGGAGGGUGAUGUUCGAUUCUCUCAGACGCUCUCGGCGCUACCAAGAAACUCAGGCCCGGGUGUGUUCACGUCCAUUCUGGCAAAGCUUGCCCGCGAGCGGCGCUGGUGGGACGUUGAUGCGGUCUUUGCAGAAAUGUCGGCUCGCAGUAUCAGGCCAAACCGCAUCCAUCUGAAUGCGGCCAUCAACGUCUUUGCGAAAGCGAGGAGGCCGCAGAAAGCGGAGGAAUGGCUGAUUUGGAUGCAGGACAAUGAUGUGAAGCCCAACGAGGUCAGCUACAACAGCGUCAUCAAUGCUUGUGCACAAACUGGCUAUGUUGAGCGCGCCGAGAUGUGGCUUGGGCGCAUGCUGGAAGCUGGCAUUCAGGCAAACGAGGUCAGCUACAACAGCGUCAUCAACGCUUGCGCGCAGAAGGGCCGCGUGUCACGUGCGGAAGUGUGGCUGGAAAGGAUGCUGGCUGCUGGAGUCAAGACUGAUGCCUUCAGCUACAACAGCGUCAUCAACGCUUGUGCUCAACGACGCGACAUUGAGCGGGCUGAGACAUGGCUGGAGAAGAUGCUCAGCGAGGGCAUCCAGGCAGAUGAAGUAAGCUACAGCAGUGUCAUCAAGGCCUGUGUGCAGAAGGGUGAGUUGGACCUCGCUGGCUACUGGCUCGAAAGAAUGGCUGCAGCCGGAUUACAAGCCAACGAGGUGACCUACAACACCGUCGCAGGAGCCUGUCUUGCUGCUGGUGACAAGGAGCGCCUUGAGAGAUGGCGAAAGCUGAUGAGAUUGGAGGAGCCGUCUGUGGGCCGCACUCCCUUGCAGAAGCCAUCCCGGCCCUCUGCCUGUACCACUCGGAACUUAGACGAGGUGGACAAGGACAUCCUCAGUGACACCCUGCCAAAGAAGCCGGAUGACCUUGCGCGCCGUCGUCGCACCGAGCGACGUCGUGAGGAUGGAGGUGCACCGCUGUCUCGAAAGUCUCCUUCCCGAAAUGCAACGAGUUCGCAGGUUUCAAACACGGACCAGUCUCAGACCUGGAUGUGGGCAAGGACACACUGGCUUGAGGUGCUGCUGCAGCUAGUGCUGGCCGUCGUCACCUCAGGAGAACAUUCUCAAUCACUUGCGCUGUGCCACAGGUCUGGUCUGACUACGCAAUCCAGUCUACGAAGUCUUAGAUCUUGGCUGUCGGAGCUUGUUGCCACAGAGUCUGUCUAUUUAGGGUUCGAGGAGCGCUUGCAGAAGAUUCGCAAAGACAGGAACGAAGACAGCGAGCAAGUCCCCUUCAGCUACAUGAAGCAGGCGCACCUUGCCUACUUGCCGGAGAGACCCAUCAAGAUUGUGGAGUUCUGCUGUGAGUUGCCGUCCAUACCUCGCUCGACUGACAGUGUCAUCACAUCCCUCCAGGGCCGGCUGCUGGGUGGGUGCGACACUGCCAUUGCCAUAAAGGCGCCACCUCCGGCUGGCACCACACGGACCGGCUUCAGCUCCCUCCAAUACUUCGGAGCAAAGUGGGAUCUCCAGGAGUACUACGACGAGGUCGCUGGAGUCUGCGUCUCUGUCUGCGAAUCCGGGCCUGGUGACUCCGGCCGUAGGAAGGCGACCCGGAUAACUUCAAGACGUGCCCCUCUUCAUCUUGAAGCACUUUCUUGUCAGAUUGUACUCAGCUUGUCGUUUGUGAGCUGUUCAGUGCCUUGA